UUUGGCAUCAUAAACCCGGUUGUCUGCUUCUUUUCACUCUCCAUAAAUUUUUUCACAAAACGCCAUAUUUCCCUACUAUUAUGAAUUAUUUUCUGAUUUUCUCGAUAUUCGUUUUACAAUUCCACCUAUCAAAAUGUGAACUGGAACCUAAUUUAUGUGAUGAAAAGCGAACAACACAAUGUGAUGAAUAUGCAGUGUGCUGUCCAAUAGGCAAUGAGCAAUAUGGUUGCUGCCCAUUCACUGGAGGUACCUGCUGUCCAGGCACCAAUCAUUGCUGCCCGCCUGGUUUUUCGUGCACAACUAUAGGAACUUGCAAGAGGACAACAACCUUAUCCAACCCAGUAUCUCCGUUUCGAUCAGGCUAAUAAUUACAUUUGUAUAAAUUAUACCUAUAUUUUUAAAAGUUCCAUAUUUAUAAUAUUAAUAAUAAUUUUCGUUUCCCAAUAAACUCCUUCAACAGUCAA
Caenorhabditis elegans is the source of this 464-nucleotide messenger RNA. It is a transcript of the gene T02B11.8, whose product is annotated as Granulins domain-containing protein. The coding region runs from base 81 to 365 and encodes 94 amino acids. The transcript is spliced from 4 exons. The record is from RefSeq and is marked reviewed. Lineage: Eukaryota; Metazoa; Nematoda; Chromadorea; Rhabditida; Rhabditidae.